Messenger RNA from Saccharomyces kudriavzevii IFO 1802, 4086 nucleotides. RefSeq names its product Bph1p (gene BPH1). The transcript has a single exon. Bases 1 to 4086 code for a protein of 1361 amino acids. Gene Ontology annotation, molecular function: protein binding. The record is from RefSeq and is a predicted model, not a curated record. Lineage: Eukaryota; Fungi; Ascomycota; Saccharomycetes; Saccharomycetales; Saccharomycetaceae.
AUGCUUGGGAAGAGUAAAAACAAUAAGAUAAUUACGAAAGAAAUCAUCUGUUUAGCUAUCAAUUUCAUAGAGUGGCAUGUGAUAAACUCGAGUCCCAAUGAUUCCACUUCUCUAUCGAAUUUGAACAACUAUACAUCGAGAUUCAUCGAGAAUCUGGAGUCCUUAAGUAGGAUUCCGACAAACGCAUCUGUAUUCGAUCCUAGGGACAGUUAUGUGACUGUUUCAUUAUUGGACCUCUUGAUAGCUUUGAGUGAAUCUGAAAAUAUCUCCAAGUUUGAAAGCUCUUCGAACCUGAUUACCAGUCUGAUUAGAAAUAAUAUAGUACGCGCUCUUACGAAAUAUGCCGCUUAUGAUUUUGAGGUCUAUAUGAGCAGGUUUUUUUGUCACCGUACAGAAUACAAGCUAGCUCAUCCAAAAACUGUAAUAAACAAUUCCAAUUACUUAGAGCUCUCAUUUAUGGUUAAUGUAUUGCCUGGCAUCCUUAACAACCUGAUCGAUGGCGAUAAAAAAUUAAGCAUGAUGAUAUUGAAAUACCCGUACAUGAUGUCAAAUCUUCUUCAUCUUCUUCGGAAAUUUCAACCUGAUACAUCACAAAUCGUAAUGCCUAAAGACUUUUAUUUUUCGAGUUACACGUGUCUUUUGAAUUGCAUCACUCAAACAGGUAGGUCAUCGUUUUAUAAUUUCAAAAAUGUAUCAAGGUCCCAACUGUUACAGGACUUCAAAGUUUGCAUAAUAACCCUAAUUUAUUUCAAUACAACAAACCGAAUAAUUUGGGGAAACCGACAGUACGAGAUGUUUUGUGAGUCAAUAACGUUGCACCAAGAAGUUUUGUUCGAGAACGGGGCAUGUGACAUUGAGACUACUGCUUUAUUGCUCAUUUUUUUAACCAUUAUGAUGAAUGAAUUUAGAUCUAACGAAGUAAUCUUCAAUUGCAUAAAAGUGAUAAUUCGAAGCAAGAAAAAGAAAUUGAAGGAGGUAGCAAAUUUCUUCAAUAUAAUAGGCAAGAAUGAUGUUAUCGAAGGUUUGAAUCACGUGCUAUCGAGCGAUAUGUGUGAUGCAACAAACUUUGCAGGUGAAGAAUAUCCUUUUUCUCUCAAUGAUGCAGAACAACUAAAAUUCAAAAAUAUUGUCGCCAAUUUCCUAUUUAGUAAGACCAAUUUUGUGGCACUAAAUGUCAAACAGGUUAAUAGCCAAAUUUAUGAAUGGAAGAAUGCGAGGUUCGAAUACAUAACCCAAAACAAUAAAAAGUGCCUUGCUUUAUUCAGAAAAGAUAACACCCCUUUAGAUUUUAAAAUUAAAAAGUCUAUAUCAAGAUAUACUUUGAAUUUCAAAACCGACAGAGAAGAAAAUUCGGUAUUUUACCGAAAUAGCUUGGAUCUUUUACUUUUUCAUCUGAAGCAUAUCCUGGAGAUACAGACAAAUCAUAAGCUUUCUUGUAGAUGGUCAUUGGACUUUGUAGAAGAUUUUGAUGGAAUGAAAAGGAGGCUCCUGCCCGCCUGGGAACCAAGAAAUGAAACGCUCUUCAAUGAGGAAAAUACGAACCGUGAAACCAUAACAGGUAGCAACAGACAAAGGAGAGAAAGCGGAAGCGUUUUAUCUUACGAAUUUAUCGAAGAUGCGGAGGCUCUUGAGUUGGAGCCAAUUGGUGGUUUGAAUGAAAAUAGGAGGAUUCUUAGACUUUUAAGAGACAAUGAUUCCAUUACAACUAUCUGGAAUUGCAGUUUAAUUAUUGGAUUGGAAAUCAAAGAAGGUAUUCUAAUUCAUGGUAAUAACUAUCUUUAUUUCGUAAGUGAUUAUUAUUUUAGUUCAGAAGAUAAAAAAAUCCUGAAGCUAUCAGAAGUGUCGCAAGAGUUACGAGACGUGACCGUUGGUUUAAUUAAUGGUGCUGACCCUAAGAAUGUAUCUACCCCUCUCAAGCAUGAAGUUUUCGUUUGGAAACUUCUCCAUCUCACUUUCGUGACCAAAAGGCCCUUCUUACUUCGUGAUGUUGCCAUCGAGCUAUUAUUUGAGGAAAGAGUUAGCGCUUUUUUUAGUUUUUACAGCAAAAGGAUCAGAGAUGACGUUCUGCGAGUAUUGAAUAAAAUCCCCAAACAUCUUCCUGCUGACCCGAUUUUUUCAAGCGUUUUGCAAGAGAUAAACAACAGAGGUAAUACUAUAGUAACAAAAAAUGGCAUAGGAAAGGCAAGCAUUGCUUCCAAAUUUACCAGCGUCUUCUCAACAAACAAUAGUUUAAUAGACGGAUUUGAAUUGAGUAAAGAAUGGGUUAGGGGAGAUAUUUCGAAUUUUUAUUAUUUGUUAAGUAUUAACAUUUUGGCGGGAAGAUCAUUCAACGAUCUAACUCAAUAUCCCGUGUUUCCUUGGGUCAUUGCAGAUUAUGAAAGUGACACACUUGAUCUAGAAAAUCCCAAAACUUACCGAGACCUAUCAAAACCUAUGGGCGCCCAAAGUGAAAAGAGAAAAUUACAGUUUAUAGAACGUUAUGAAGCGUUGUCUUCCUUAGAAGAUCAUGAUUCGGCACCGUUUCAUUAUGGCACGCAUUAUUCAUCAGCUAUGAUUGUGUCUUCAUAUUUAAUAAGGCUGAAGCCUUUUGUCGAGUCGUUCCUAUUACUGCAGGGCGAAAGUUUUGGUCCCGCAGAUCGCUUAUUUAGUUCGCUUGAAAGAGCCUGGCGCUCUGCGUCUUUUGAAAAUACGACAGAUGUAAGGGAAUUGACGCCUGAGUUCUUUUAUUUACCUGAAUUUUUGACUAAUGUUAAUAACUACGACUUCGGUGCGGACCAAAGCGGUAGAAAAGUUGAUGAUGUCGCUUUGCCUCCUUGGGCAAAUGGAGAUGCAAAAGUUUUUAUUCAAAAAAAUAGAGAGGCUCUGGAAAGUCCGUACGCAUCGGCACAUUUGCAUGAAUGGAUUGAUUUGAUAUUUGGCUACAAGCAAAAAGGCAAGAAUGCUGUGAACUCUGUUAACGUAUUCAACAGGUUAAGCUAUCCGGGCGCCGUAAAUCUGGAUAACAUCAAUGAUGAGAAUGAGCGAAGGGCUAUUACGGGCAUUAUUCACAAUUUUGGUCAAACACCUUUGCAAAUAUUCCAGGAGCCUCAUCCAGAAAAAUUAUCCUGUAAUAUUAGACAGUUACCAGCAGGAGGAUGGCGAAAAAUCUCAAGUAAGCCGAUAUUCGAAAAAGUGAUUCUUGGCCUAGGGGAAAAGAAUAUACCAGUGGAUUAUGUUAUUCAUGACCCCAGUUGCUCCGAUUCACUUUACUGGAGAGGGUAUGCCUUCCCAAAUUUGUUUUUCAAAACAGAGAAAACGUUGGUCUCUUUGAGAAUUGUAGGGAGAAAUUCAUUAAAAAUUGGAGCGGACGUUUUCGAAAAGGUACAUAUGGCCCGAAUCACGUCUUUUACAGAUUGGAAGUUAGAUGAAUUCAUAACCGGUGAUGAAACUGGAUUGAUAAAAGUUUGGAAAUAUCAUAAGAAUAAGCAUUCCCCCUCUGGAAACCUUGAAAACAAAAAAACAAUGUUUGGGCACUUGUGCGAACUGAAAGAAAUGCGCUGUUAUUACGACUAUAAUACACUUUUGACCCUAGAUAUCAACGGCUCGGUAUAUGUUUGGGACAUGAUUAAUUUCGAGCUAUUAAGGAAAAUAACAGGUAAUGCGAAAAAAAUUGCAAUUUCUCAACACACCGGAAGUAUAAUGGUUUUAAAAAGAAAUAACUCAAUUUUGGUAUCCAAUUUGAAUGGUCAGAAAUACAUAUCAAAGGAUUUCGAUCCGGCUAAAAUUGUAAGUUCGAUUGAAUUUUUUGAUUUUUCUAAACUAUAUGCAGGCUACAGAAAACAUAUUUAUUGGAAAGAGAUCGAAAUACUACUGGUGGGAUUUGCAGACGGGACAAUAGAGGUUUACGAACUCCUUUUGACUUCUCAAGAAGAAUGGGCGAUAAGGCUAAUCAAACAACUUUCUACGGAGAGAGAAAACGCCAUAACUAGCAUUAGGGCACAGGGAAAAACAUACUUAUCCCAAAAAAAGCAGAAAAAUAAAGCGGAGCUCAGCGAAUUAGAAGUAAUUGCAGGAACGGUAGACGGCAGCUUAGCCAUUUGGUAUUAG